Molecule: messenger RNA, 780 nt
Organism: Enhydra lutris kenyoni (northern sea otter)
Lineage: Eukaryota; Metazoa; Chordata; Mammalia; Carnivora; Mustelidae
Product: basic proline-rich protein-like
Exons: 2
Coding region: 1-654 (217 amino acids)
Source: RefSeq, a predicted model, not a curated record
AUGGCAUCGCGAGAUGUCUGCAAAGCGCGAGACUUGGGGCCGGCGCCGGCGCCGGCUUGCGGCGCGCGGGAGGAGCGGCGUGAUGGCGGGUCUCUCCUCGUGGGUUCCGGCGGCCGGCUCUGCCCGGGACCGCGUCCCCGGCCGGCACACCCCUGCGGCAGUUUCCCCCGCCGCAGUGCCCAGGAAGGCCUUCACGGUCCUCCGCGCUGGUCGGCGUUUGCAGGAACCGUGGAGCCCGACGCCCCUCCCCGCGGCAGCGUCCGGGUUCGUGUGCUCGGUCCACGCGGUCCCUUCUCACCGACCCGGAGGGGACGGCUGCCGCCCGCUCCGCCCCCGCUGGUUGUGUUCCGGCCCGGCAGUCUUCUCGCGGACGCCCGGCUGCGCCCGGGAGCGCCUUCUCCGGACAGACCGCGGGCCGCAGCCCGUCGCGCGGCGCCCCUGCGUCCCGCCCCGGCGGCGCCCUUGCCUCCCCGAGGGAUGGGCCCGUGUGCGCCAGGGGCGGUGGCCCCGGGCUGCGGCGGGGACACCACCAAACAGGGAAUCGUCAAAAUGGGAGAGAGGGCGCGGGUGAAGAGACAACAACAGAAUUCUCGGGAGACAUUCGUCAUGGACGAGAUCCAACUGUCCCAUCUGAAGGGCCCAGUUCUGAAUUGAGACGGCUGGAACCAAGUGGUUUCACUACUACCAAGUAGGCUCACUCCCUGCGCUACUUAACUGUGCCCAGGGGAGAUGUGCAAUGAAACUUAAGACUGUAAGGACCUACUUAGCAAGAGGCUUUCA